Molecule: messenger RNA, 2978 nt
Organism: Anolis carolinensis (green anole)
Lineage: Eukaryota; Metazoa; Chordata; Lepidosauria; Squamata; Anolidae
Product: cholesterol 24-hydroxylase
Exons: 15
Coding region: 58-1572 (504 amino acids)
Biological process (GO): cholesterol catabolic process
Molecular function (GO): heme binding; iron ion binding; cholesterol 24-hydroxylase activity
Source: RefSeq, a predicted model, not a curated record
AGAAGGCUUUCCUGGCCCCAAAGAGGCGGCGGCCUUUUCAUAACAUUGUCGGCUGUUAUGGAAGCUCUGGCCUUGAUCGGGGUUUUGCUGCGCGUUUUGCUGGCUCUGGCGCUCCUGGCUUUCGCGCUGUAUUGCGGCUACAUCCAAUGGGUGCAUGUCAAGUACGACCACAUCCCCAGCGCCCCCCGAGCCAGCUUUUUCUUUGGUCAUCUGCCAAUCUUGUGGAAAAUGCUGAAGGGCAAGGAACUCGUGCAUGAUCUCUUUCUGCAAUGGGCUCAAGAAUAUGGACCAGUAUUGCGUUUCAAUGCCUUUCACAGAGUCUCCUUGUUGAUUGUAAGCCCUGAGGGCGUCAAGGAGUACUUGAUGUUGCCACAAUACCCAAAAGACCGAUUUGUAUAUGGGCGCCUUUACAAUAUGUUUGGUGUAAGAUUUUUAGGAAAUGGGUUGGUAACGGAUCGUGAAUAUGACCAUUGGCACAAGCAGAGGAGAAUUAUGGAUCCAGCCUUCAGUCGAACUUACCUGAUUGGCCUUAUGGAAACAUUCAACAACCAAGCAGAAGAACUUAUGAUGGAACUGGAGAAAAAGGCAGAUGGAGAAACCAAAGUGGAUGUGAUGGACCUUCUGAGACGGGUGACACUAGAUGUCAUUGCAAAGGUGGCUUUUGGCCUCGAAUUGAACACCUUACAUGAUGAACAGACGCCUUUUCCCCAUGCAGUGAACUUGGUCAUGAAAGGGAUGACUAAUGCCCGCAUUCCGCUAUUCAGGUAUAUGCCAGGAAACAGAAAAACUGUGAGAGAGAUUCAGGAAAGCUUGAGGCUGCUACGUCGCACUGGGAAAGCGUGCAUUGAGCAGAGGCAAAAGGCCAUCAAGAAUGAAGAAGAGGUUCCCAUGGAUAUUCUCACCCAGAUACUAAAGAAUGCUGCUCAAGAAGAACACCAUGAUAUUGAAAAUAUGCUGGACAAUUUUGUCACCUUCUUUGUUGCAGGUCAUGAAACCACAGCUAAUCAAUUAUCCUUUGCUGUAAUGGAAUUGUCACGACACCCAGACAUAGUUGUAAAACUCCAGGCAGAAGUGGAUGAGUUCAUUGGUGUGAAGAGAGACAUUGCCUAUGAAGAUCUUGGAAAACUUGAAUAUUUAUCACAGGUCCUUAAAGAAGUCUUGCGAUUAUAUCCACCAGUUCCAGGCACCGUACGCUGGACAGGAAAGGAAAACGUCAUUGAAGGGGUCAGAAUUCCACCAAACACUACAUUGAUUUUUAGUACAUACAUCAUGGGGCGAAUGGAAAAGUAUUUCAAGGAUGCACUUACCUUCAAUCCUGACAGAUUUAACAAAGAUCAACUCAAGCCAUACUUUUCCUAUUUCCCAUUUUCUCUUGGACCUCGUUCCUGUAUUGGACAGAUAUUUUCACAGAUGGAAGCUAAAGUGGUGAUGGCCAAGUUUUUGCAGAGAUUUGACUUCCAGCUGGUUUCACCACAGAGCUUUAAAGCUAUAGAUACAGGAACACUGAGGCCUUUAGAUGGUGUCCUGUGCAGACUAAAGCCACGCCAUCAACUCAGUCGUAAAGAAGAUUAAAUGAAAUAUUGGUUGCCUAGUACUCUCUACAGUCAGACCUUCAUAUCCACAUAUUCAGCCAACUUUGGGUUGAAAAUAUUUUUUUUAAAUCCCAAGAGCAAACCUUGGUGUUGCCAUUUUAUAUAAGCAGCACCAUUUUACUAUGCCUUUGUAUAUAAUGGAAACGGUCCUGCAACCCAACCCUACAGAUGAUUACAUAGGAAAUCCUGGAACCAGUUGGAGUCCCAGAUGGAAAUGACAUAAGCCACAGAGCACUGAUGCACAAAGACUGUUUUUUUGUGUGAGAGUUUGAUGUCUGAUCACUGCAAUGUGAAGCUAGAUUUGAAUUGCAUUAAAUGGUCAGUGUAGAGGUGGAAUUAGGAGGACAUUCUUAAAUCUGGGUUGUAGAAGAGAGGGGAUUUUUAAGGCUUUUCCCUAGCUAUGGAUUACUCAUUGACAUGCAGGUUUCCAAACAGUCUUUUCAAAGAAUUUUACUUCAAAUUGUCUUUGUUUCAUUUAUAUCCUGUUUUUCUACAUAUACAGGAUCUAAGGGUUUUUACACCCAGAUUUAAACAGGGUAUAGCUAAAAAGAUUUUUUGGAAAAGUUAAAAAAAACAAAUAACUAUUAUGUUAAAAAUGUCAUAAUUAAUACUUUAUAAAGCACUGUUAUGAAUAAUAAGCUAAGACUUGAAUAAGAACAUUGUAGAAGGAGGAGAGUGAGGCAGAAUGUAAAAAAGAAUGAGAAUAUCAAUAUCUCAAUGUCACAAACAUCCAAAUUCCUGUAAUUUCAUCUAUUUUUGCAUGUGAGUGAGCAGCUAAAUGUGUCUGACUCAGUUCACUGGCAAUGCCAGAACAUUAAAUCGUACACAUGAAUUAUUGCUGGUUUAAUAAGCAGACUGAAAAGGCAGUGGGGUAAAAAAGUUAAAUUAGGGUGAAAUAAAAUUUAAUAAAUUGUGUUUGAAGAUUUAAUGGUGAUUUGUACUAUUUUUGGAUUGCAAGCCGCAUUGAGUCCCAUUAAGAGAAGAAAGUGGGUAAUAUAAAAAAAUAACAACCAUAACAAUGAUGAUUGUUUAGAAGAGAUUUAGGGAUGUUCACAGAUUCUGUAACCUGAUUUGAAAGCAAAUUGUGAUUGUGCAAAAGGGGGGGGGGAUAACUGUUUGAAAGAACUGUGGUUGGGAAACUGGACUGACAGGGAAACCGAGAUUGUGCAAGCAAAAACUGAAAGGAAAUUGGUAGUGCUUACUGAUUAUAAAAGAAAUGAGAAAUUGUGAAAUUCAUUGGCUUUAUAGAGAAAAAUUCCAGACUGGAUCUGGAAAAAGUGAAUGGGUUUAAAAGAAGAAUUUGAAAGUAGCAGAAAUGUGAUGAAAAAUAAUUGUGCUGUACUGAUUGAAAUUAAUAAAAAAUGAAAUAUACUAGAAUGAGAUUUA